AGGAACCAGAGAGGACCACUCGUAAGGUAGAUGCACACGGCGGACCCUUGUCUCGGGAGGCUAAACGACCUUUCCUCUCUCCACUAGCAGGCCUUCUUGCUCUCGUCCGUUUACGUGAGGGAAGAUCAGGCCGGCCCAGCUCGAUACCUCUCCCAGCUACGUGCGCGAUAGCCACCGGGCAAAGGCGAAGAGACCAGGCGGCCAGGAGGGGGAAGCGACAUACAGACCUCCCAGAAAGAAAAGAAAGCAGGAGAGAAGAGCGUGGGAAAGAAUGCGACCCCUCGGCCGACGCACCGCGAUCGCCGUCUUCGCCGUCGCCGUCUCGGCGCACCCGGCGCCGGCCCCGACCGAGACAGCCCAGGAGGCGCCGUGCGUCACGGGGACGCCCGUGGUAACGGCCGGGUACACGAUCGACGGCUACGCGCCGGCGCUGCCGACGGCGCGCUUCGAGAGCGGGUACCAGCCGGAGCCGGCGUGGGCGGACGACCACGUCGUGGGGACCUAUACCUUUGGCGUCCCGUCCCCCGUCGCCGAGGGCUUCGCCUACGCCCAGUUCAAGUGCCAGUACUACUGCCGCAGCAGCCCCGCCGCCAGCUUCUUCGUCGGCUACGUCGGCAGCCGCUCCGGGUCGCUGUGCACGUGCUACGACGAGCUGUUGGACACGGAAAAGUUCGUAGCGUAUAAUGAGUCUCUCGUCGGAGCGUGGAAUCACAUCUGCCCGGCCAAGUCGCUCGAUUGAACGGCCGGAAUUUGAAAAAAGGGGAAAGGGGGCGGUGGCCGACGGGAUUUCGUGCCCCCUACUUCGGAAAAGGCAAUACCACCCGCGCAGUUCCGUAUUGCGAGGAGAGGAGAUUUUUUUCUCGUUUACCACCAAGCUCAUCAUGGGGAAUUGUCCUGAAAGGAAAUUCUUAUUUCAAUACACAACUGGCGAAGUUUGAUUCUGUCAUACAUCGACAAUAGCAACUGCGGAUCAGCGCCGGGCCUUGCUGCUACUACGUUGACCUGGCAGACCAGUUAAACACACCCAAGAGCACCUAGCAUAAAGCUAUUGAAAUCCCUUCCCUUCUCCCACGCUCC
Durotheca rogersii is the source of this 1077-nucleotide messenger RNA. RefSeq lists its product as uncharacterized. The record is from RefSeq and is a predicted model, not a curated record. The coding region runs from base 272 to 739 and encodes 155 amino acids. The transcript is spliced from 3 exons. Lineage: Eukaryota; Fungi; Ascomycota; Sordariomycetes; Xylariales; Xylariaceae.